Molecule: messenger RNA, 1362 nt
Organism: Ilyonectria robusta
Lineage: Eukaryota; Fungi; Ascomycota; Sordariomycetes; Hypocreales; Nectriaceae
Product: adenylate kinase
Exons: 6
Coding region: 166-1311 (381 amino acids)
Biological process (GO): nucleobase-containing compound metabolic process
Cellular component (GO): cytoplasm
Molecular function (GO): ATP binding; AMP kinase activity
Source: RefSeq, a predicted model, not a curated record
UGGCUCACCACCCUUGUCAUGCCACGACCCCCCCAGUCCAACGAGGCCUCUCACGCGUGGUUCCUCAGCUAAAGACGCCUCGCGUUGCCUCUCGUUGAAGCCUCAGGAACCCUUUCCUGUUCUCCGCUCUUGGCUUCAACCUCGUCCAGGCGUCAGAGUCAAGCGAUGGACCGGCUUCCGUCGCCUUUUCCGUUUCUCGAGGCUAUUGAGAGUCUCAGGGCUCUCAAGAAUUCAAGAUGGGCGCUGUACUCCAGCCCCGAGUCCGACAGCCUUUACGAACAGAUGUACCAGAUGGCGCUGGUCUGCCUUGCGCAUCCCGAUCUCAGUGGCGAAGAGGAAGCGAACGCUGUUGUGAUGUGUAUGGUUCAUGACGUGGGGCACAUCGCAGCUGGCGAAGUGACUCUCGCCGACGAUGGUGGGGUAGAGGGCGCCGUCGAGGAAGAAAUCGGACUCAAACAUCUCUCCUAUCUCCUCAAGGAGAGCAGCCCGGCCUUGGCAGAGCGACUCCCAGAAGCCUUGGUCGAGUACCAGAACGGUGAAACUCGUGUUGCUAAGCUCAUCCGCCAGGUUGGAAAGUUCGAAUCACUGCACCAAGCCGUGAUCCGACGGAAGAGGGGGCUGGGCGUUCGUGGUACAGAUGACCUCGAUGCUAUGCGGGAGAGCAUCACAGAUCCUUGGUUGGCCAAACAAGCGGACGAGAUUACUGCCGACGACUGGGAUGCCCUCGACGAGACGGUCGGUUCCAAGGCGCCCACCAUUUUCGUGAUUGGUGAAUCGGCGCCGGACGAGAUAAUGCAACGCGUUGCCAAAGAAUUCGACAUGGAGUACGUUUCCGUCGACGAGCUAUUGCGAGAGGAACAGAACCGGCCAGGAUCCAUCUUCGGCAGGUUCAUCAAGGAAACCAUCGACAGCUUUACCAACAUUCCCCCGUCGCUAGCUGUGAUGCUGAUCAAGAGCAAGGUCAAAGGGGCUCAGUCCAUGGGGAGGGGCAUCCUGGUCAGGGGAUUCCCGCAGUGCGUUCGACAAGUUGUGGCUUUUGAGCUUGAGAUCUCGAAUGUCUAUUCGACAAUAUAUCUUGAAUACCCCGUCGAGAAGAUGAUGGAGCGAGCCGGGAUGGGUGAAGAUGCCCUAAAACAGGGAGAUGACGCCAGUACCGGAGAGAGGAAGAACCUGGAGGCGACCGAGAACUCAAGACAAGCGUUGGUGGACCACGUUUCGAAGAACUUCUUCCACAAAGUCGAUGCGACAGGAUCAACCGACGAAGUCUACGCAGCGAUUCGCGAUAUCAUCAAGAAGAUAACGGAACAAUGAGGAGUGUCGGAGGGAGGUGCGAGGAUUAAUAAAUACCCUGUUGAAUUGAUG